This is a messenger RNA of Phaeoacremonium minimum UCRPA7, 456 nucleotides long. RefSeq names its product putative 40s ribosomal protein s13 protein. The record is from RefSeq and is a predicted model, not a curated record. Gene Ontology annotation, biological process: translation. Lineage: Eukaryota; Fungi; Ascomycota; Sordariomycetes; Togniniales; Togniniaceae. The transcript is spliced from 4 exons. Gene Ontology annotation, cellular component: cytosolic small ribosomal subunit; ribosome; nucleolus. Gene Ontology annotation, molecular function: structural constituent of ribosome; small ribosomal subunit rRNA binding. Bases 1 to 456 code for a protein of 151 amino acids.
AUGGGUCGUCUUCACAGCAACGGAAAGGGCAUUUCUGCCUCCGCAAUUCCCUACUCUCGCACCGCCCCGUCGUGGUUGAAGACCACCCCCGACCAGGUCGUCGAGCAAAUCUGCAAGCUCGCCAAGAAGGGUGCUACUCCCUCUCAGAUCGGUGUCAUCCUGCGUGACUCCCACGGCAUCGCCCAGGUCCGCAUUGUCACUGGUAACAAGAUUCUGCGAAUUCUCAAGUCCAAUGGCCUCGCCCCCGAUAUCCCGGAAGACCUGUACAUGUUGAUCAAGAAGGCUGUUGCCGUCCGCAAGCACCUUGAGCGCAACCGAAAGGACAAGGACUCCAAGUUCCGCCUGAUUCUGAUCGAGUCCCGAAUUCACCGUCUGGCCCGCUACUACAAGACCGUUGGUGUCCUGCCUCCCACCUGGAGAUACGAGAGCGCCACUGCCAGCACCAUCGUCGCAUAA